Molecule: messenger RNA, 1314 nt
Organism: Daldinia childiae
Lineage: Eukaryota; Fungi; Ascomycota; Sordariomycetes; Xylariales; Hypoxylaceae
Product: Ribose-phosphate pyrophosphokinase 5
Exons: 4
Coding region: 1-1314 (437 amino acids)
Biological process (GO): purine nucleotide biosynthetic process; 5-phosphoribose 1-diphosphate biosynthetic process
Cellular component (GO): cytoplasm; ribose phosphate diphosphokinase complex
Molecular function (GO): ribose phosphate diphosphokinase activity; magnesium ion binding
Source: RefSeq, a predicted model, not a curated record
AUGGUUAGAAACAUUGUCAUCCUCUCCGGGAACUCGCACCCAGCCCUCUCAGAGUCUGUGUGCAAUAUGCUUGGAAUCCCCCCCGGGAAUCGUAUAUUGAGCAAAUUUUCAGUCGGCGAGACCCGCUGCGAGAUUCAGGACUCUGUGAGAGGCAAGGAUGUUUUCAUCAUCCAAUCUGGAGGCGGUUCCGUGAAUGACCACCUAAUAGAGCUUUGCAUCAUGAUAUCUGCCUGUAAAACAGGCUCGGCAAAGCGUGUCACAGCCGUGCUUCCAUUAUUUCCCUACUCGCGACAACCCGAUCUGCCUUAUAAUAAGGUUGGGGCACCUCUGUCGAAACCUCCAACUGAAGUCCCCAAGGACAAGUAUACGUUUGAGAGCGUCCCAGCCACGCCCGCACCUGGAAUCAUCAAGAGCGCUAGUUUUGGCAAGGAGACCGACCUUGCUAGGGUUAUGAACAAAACUUCUCUUUCUAACGGCGUCACGAAUGGUCUACCUCGUACUAAUAGUGAGAACUAUUUUAACGGUAACGGGAGCACGAAUGGAGACAUUCCCUCGGCUCAGAACUACCUCACGCAUUCGCGUACAGGAAGCUACACUACUCACGACUAUGAGAACCCCGCGCUUAUCUCUACCUUUCAGGCCAAGCCUGGAUAUAAGAGAUGGGUUGCGCAGGCUGGAACUCUGGUGGCAGAUCUAUUGACCUGUGCCGGUGCGGACCACGUUGUUGCUCUGGAUCUUCAUGAUCCUCAAUACCAGGGCUUUUUCGACAUUCCCAUGGACAAUUUGUACGGUCGACCCCUGCUGAAGCGAUAUAUCCAGCAGAAUAUUCCCGACUAUAAGGAAGCCGUGAUUGUGAGUCCGGAUGCCGGUGGCGCGAAAAGAGCCACUGCCAUCGCUGAUAGCUUGGGCAUGGACUUUGCCCUCAUCCAUAAGGAACGACGGCCAACGCGGAUCACGGACCGACAAAAUGCGACGAUGAUGCUUGUGGGAAAUGUUGCCAACCGAGUUUGUAUACUGGUUGAUGAUUUGGCCGAUACCGCCAACACUAUUACACGUGCCGCAAAGCUCGUGCGCAAGGAGGGAGCUACAGCAGUCUACGCGCUCCUCACCCAUGGCGUAUUCAGUGGUGACGCCAUCGCGCGCAUAAAUGCUUCAGCUAUUGAUAAGGCGAUCGUGACCAAUUCGGUUCCUCAGGACGAGCACAAGAGGCUAUGCCCUAAGCUCGAAGUACUAGACGUGGCACCUAUAUUUGCCGAGGCCAUCCGUCGAAUCCACCACGGUGAAUCCAUCAGCGUCUUGUUUCAGUAUGACUGA